AGAAAACAGAAAAUUGAGGAGGAAGGGCGUGAGUGGAUGCAUCAUGGAGGGCAGAGCCUUGGGCAAAGCUUGGCCGUCCGCCUGUGUGCUGCAGACCUGGCUCUCUUCGACGGAUACCGAUGGACCACACGCCUCAGCCCAAGGACCCACGCCCCAUCUCGUAAGGACAAUGCAAUGCACAUAGGUUGACACAUCUGUCCCUCUCUCUAUUGCCGUUUCUUCCCUGCAGUGGUGAGGGCUGAGGCAGCGAUAGGCCGCUUUAUUAUUCAGGAGGCCUAUCAGCUGGCGCUGCCCAAAGGCUUUGUCGUCCUCCAUCGCAACAGCAGCCCGCUCAAUGCAUGCCUCUCGAACCUGGAAAUCGGCACACUUCAGCUCAUGGCGACUUACGCCCUGCUCGACAGACGGAAGAGCUCAAGGCGAGACCACCAGGCCGAGUUCUUCCGCAUCCAAUCUGAGCUCAACACGCUGCUCGAAGCGGCCGGCUGGGGCAGCUACGUCAGGCAGCAUCCUCUCUAUCCCUCUGCUGCCGACGGUCGCCCUCAUUGUUUCAUGCCCCACCGCUAUCAUGGGUUCAGCCGUCAUGGAUGGCCGCCGUGGCCCAUCUGUGUGAGUCCGCAGCAUGCAUGGGUGGAGAAGUGGGUGUCGUGGUGCCUCAAGAACGAGGAGGGGCGGUUCAGGGUGAAGGGGGACCUCAGCCUCAGUCGCAUGAUCAUGCAGCGGAUGAUCGAUGGGCCUAUUCCAAAGUGCAUUUCCAUCGGCGGGAGGGAGGAGAAGAUCGUGGUUGAUCACAUUAACGGUGACCCUCUGGACAACAGACGCAGCAACCUGCGGCUUGCGACAUCGCAGCUCAACUCUCUCUAUGCAAGACGGCCACCUGCAGGGAAAAGACGGCCGUCUGGGGGUGGCCGUCUUGCAGACCCGAGGGACGAUCAAGGCAGAGCGAUUGGUGGUGGAGCCGAAGGGAUCGCCCGGCCGGUGUACGCCGUCGUGGACACAGCAGAAGACCACCACACUCAUGACAGCUGCAAUGAUAACAAUGACGGUGCUGCCCUGUCUUGCCGUGAUGUGGAUGGCUCUCUGCCAGUGGGCAUCCGCUACUCCGAAGAGCGGGAGAAGAAAUACUGCGCCGCCCUGACAAUCAAGGGCAGAAGAGUUCUCAAUCGGUGCUACCCCUCUUACGAGCUCGCGGAAGCUGCUCUCAGGCAGGUCAAGAGCGCGGCUAUUGGGCGACUGGAGGAGCGUUUCAGGCGUGCGCUGGUGGAGGCUGGGUGGGGGCAUCUUGUGCAGUGGACUUAUGCUGAUCGAGAAGGGAAUGGGAAAUGUUGAUGUGUUGAUGUGGAUGUGGGCGCUUGUGUAGAUAGAUGAACAAACUGAAUGCGCUCUUGUGUGUGAGUGUGAGAGUGUGUGUGGCAUGAGGGAAGGGAUUCGGUGAUCGGAU
This is a messenger RNA of Vitrella brassicaformis, 1438 nucleotides long. NCBI's taxonomy places the organism in Eukaryota, Vitrellaceae. The record is from the annotation of a GenBank genome assembly.